Molecule: messenger RNA, 1912 nt
Organism: Botrytis cinerea B05.10
Lineage: Eukaryota; Fungi; Ascomycota; Leotiomycetes; Helotiales; Sclerotiniaceae
Gene: Bcfun26
Product: Bcfun26
Exons: 2
Coding region: 222-1640 (472 amino acids)
Biological process (GO): nucleoside transmembrane transport
Cellular component (GO): fungal-type vacuole membrane; plasma membrane
Molecular function (GO): nicotinamide riboside transmembrane transporter activity; nucleobase transmembrane transporter activity
Source: RefSeq, a predicted model, not a curated record
GUGAGCACAUGGCAAACAUUCAUCAAAGGUUUCACAAUUAACUUUACGAGUGAAUCACACGUGUUGAUAUCGCCGAUAUCACAUUAAGUCCUGGUGGUCUAAAAUUAAACAUGAGAUGAGGUUUGGUAUUUUUGCACCUUUCAAUAAACUUCAUUCCGAACAAUCUCCUUGCCUUUGCCUGGAUUGUUAGUUAAUCUUCGAUCAAUUCAACAAUCAUUCAAAUGAGUAAUUCAAUCGAUAAUCGAACGGCUGUCGACCGUCUGCGAGCGUUAUUCAACAAUCCUAAUCCUGAACCCGAAUAUGAACCUAUCUCGAGCAGUUCCAGCAUUCACGAAGACGAUGUACGCAGACCCGUCCUCGUCUUACCAGAUCAAGCCGAAACCGAGCCGUUCUCAUGGUUCGAGUAUGGAAUCUUCAUGUUGAUCGGAGUGGCAAUGCUUUGGGCAUGGAACAUGUUCUUAGCAGCCGCGCCAUACUUUCAGAGCCGAUUCCAAGACAGCGAGAGUAUUCUUCAACAUUUCCAAUCUGCGAUUACAUCUGUUGGAACGAUUACGAAUCUUGGCUCCAUGCUACUCCUGAGUCACCUACAAUCGAACGCCUCCUACCCAAAGCGAAUCAUAGCCUCCCUCGUCCUCAAUACUGUCGUCUUUACGCUUCUUGCGAUAUCCACCUCAUACUUUCGCGAUGUUUCGUCUAGCGGCUAUCUAACUUUCACAUUGAUAAUGGUAUUUGCGACUUCCUGCGCAACGGGGCUCCUACAAAAUGGGGCAUUCGCUUUCGCAUCAAGUUUCGGCCGACCAGAAUAUAUACAGGCUAUCAUGACGGGACAGGCGAUCGCCGGAGUCCUGCCAUCAGCUGCACAAAUUGCUACUGUUUUAGCUGUUCCACCGCCAGACCAUUGGGCUGAUGUAACUGCAGAGGUUGCAGACGUGAAGGAAAAUACAACUUCAGCUUUUGUCUAUUUCUUGACGGCUACAGUCAUCAGUGUUCUAACAUUAGUCUUUGUCUACCCCUUGCUUCGGAAGCAGAACCGAGUCCUCGAGAGUCGCGCGGCGUCGUCAGCUGACAGUGACGAAGAGAUUGACGAAAACAGUAAGCACGAGGUUGUCGGUAUGGUUAGACUAUUCAAAAAACUUCAUUGGCUUGCAGGAGGAGUAUUCAUGUGUUUUACUGUUACAAUGUUCUUCCCGGUAUUCACGUCAAAGGUGGUUUCGGUAAGGCCUGCCGAUGGAGCCCCUCGAAUACUUCAACCCGAAGCUUUCAUUCCUCUAGGGUUUUUGGUCUGGAAUAUCGGCGAUCUUUGUGGCCGUCUGCUUCCACUUCUACCUUUUCAUGCCAAGGCACGACCUAUUCCGCUUUUCAUAUUCUCUAUCCUUCGUAUUGGAUUUGUUCCUUUGUACCUUCUCUGUAACAUCGAAGGUAAGGGAGCGAAGGUCAAUAGCGAUGUAUUCUACCUUCUCGUGGUUCAGGCUGGAUUCGGAUUGAGUAAUGGCUGGCUCGGCAGUUCUUGCAUGAUGGCAGCUGCUGAUUAUGUUAAUGAAGAAGAGCGAGAAGCAAGUGGGUCGUUCAUGAUGACCAAUUUGGUUGCAGGUUUGAUGGCUGGAUCUUUACUCAGCUUUGCUGUAGCUGGAAUUUCCUAAUCCAUCAACGUCUACUUAUAUAAGCAUUGGUUUGUAUCUACGGGAUGGAGUUUAGAGGGAUAUAAUGCAUGGCUUGGCGUUGGGAAAUACUUUACUAAUGACUGAGACGAAGAUUGUCUAUAUCAUGGGAUAUUUAUGGGAGGGGAGUCUGGAUUUCAAGUUUACAUGAGAAUAGCGAAAGAAUUUCAGAUUGACAUUCUACAAUGUUUACAUAACUUUGUUUGAUGUGAGACGAUUGUGCCAAUAUCUUGUAAAGUGAUAAUGAGACGGCA